Wyeomyia smithii (pitcher-plant mosquito) is the source of this 1289-nucleotide messenger RNA. RefSeq lists its product as uncharacterized. Lineage: Eukaryota; Metazoa; Arthropoda; Insecta; Diptera; Culicidae. The transcript has 3 exons. The record is from RefSeq and is a predicted model, not a curated record. Bases 101 to 496 code for a protein of 131 amino acids.
GGGUAAAUGGAAGGAGGGGGUGCCGAGAAGAGACAAGAAAAACUAAUCAAAACAAAACUGUUUCAUCGUUUUCAAUGGGAUCAAGGUCGAAUGGUCGGAGAUGAUCGCACUCAAACAGAUGGGUGCCGAUGAGCAAUACAGCAGUUUGAUUGAAGGAUUACACCCCGAUCCGGAAAAGCAGCAAAUCUUCGUAGAUGUACAACCGGUAGUUCACCGGUACACAGGUCAACGGUGGCAAACGGGUCCAGUUCAACAUGUUCCUCCAGUGGAUCGACCCGAUACGGCUAACCGAUCGGCUGCCGCCGACGCUCUUUCCGGUGCUUUGAAUCGACAUAGUCCGCUUGAGUGCAAUUUAGUGCCAACUAAAUCAAACUGUUUUCUUCCGAAAUUAUUUCAACUGUUCUUGUUUUUGGAGAUCUACAUCACAACCCAAAAGAACGUGGUUUUUAACUAUUUACCGCAACUAAAACAGACAAAUGUCUUCUUCUUCCCAUAAAAAUCUCUUUCACUUGUGUCGGCCAAUAUUAACCAUUUUACGAACUGUAGGUGUCACGAAACCUGCUCAUAUUGAUGUGGCUUUUACGUGCGUUAUGUCAGCGCUUCUAUGCUUUCUGUCAAAAUUUCCUUCAUGAACUGAGUUCAGAAACGUCUCUUUAUAUAUUACUGAGUUUCAAAGCUUGUUUAUACAAUUUUUCAAUUUUCAAAGCAUCACUCAUAAUACGAGCAUAACGAACACAUUUUCCGUUUAAACCAUAAUUGCACGUGAUUCACAACAUUUCUACUGAUUGCAACAUACAUUCUGUACGAAAAGUAACACGCCUGAGUUUGUUUACUUUGCACACCUGGAGCCUCGAUUUGAGGGUUCCCUUGGAGUUUUCGACCUCUUUCUUUGCGUAUCUGUCUAUAACACCGUCUGAUAAAUUGACAAUUGCAUAUGAGUAGGAUUGCCACCUCCCCGGGUUUCACCCGAAGUCUCCGGGUUCAGGAGGUGAUCUCUGGGUCUGCGAGUGAACGCGAAUUUUCUCCUGCUCUGGGAAGUAAUUUCCGGAUCUCUGGGUGAAAGCGAAAUUUCUCUGAGCCAGCAGAAUUAUUUUCAACUCGCUCUGGAAACGACAUACGGCGUCAUCCACAAAUUAAGUAAGGAUCUAUUUUUCGAAAUUUUAGACCCCCCCUUCCCCCAUAAUAAGGCUUGGUGAGAUUUUGCAUUACUCUCCUCCCCCCAUAAAUCUUAUGUAAGAUUUUCUUUUUCAGGAAAAAUUGUUCAUGAAGAAGAAAUGUUUUUUUCCAUA